Molecule: messenger RNA, 2188 nt
Organism: Pygocentrus nattereri (red-bellied piranha)
Lineage: Eukaryota; Metazoa; Chordata; Actinopteri; Characiformes; Serrasalmidae
Gene: tapbp.1
Product: TAP binding protein (tapasin), tandem duplicate 1
Exons: 8
Coding region: 129-1457 (442 amino acids)
Biological process (GO): antigen processing and presentation of endogenous peptide antigen via MHC class I
Cellular component (GO): membrane
Source: RefSeq, a predicted model, not a curated record
CCGCAUUUUCCAAGUGAAACCGAAAUGUAGUUCGUCUGGGUGUUUCGGGGAAGUCCGUGUGUGCUCGGUGUCUGUUGGUGACACCAAACCCGUACAAGCGGUCUGAUUAUUCAUCGAGCGAAGAAAACAUGUCUAACGUUUCGACAAUUUACAAGAUCUCUGUAAUCGCCUUUGCAUUGUUCGUCGGUGCCUCUAGUUCAGGAUGUUCGGUGUUGGAGUGCUGGUUUGUGCAGGAGAAGCCAGGCCGUGGAGGGGGCUUCUCCGCUGCAAUGAGCCAAGAGAAGUCCAUGAUCUAUGUCAGAACAGACCCAGAUAGUCAGAAGACCCAACAGAAACCUCCAUCAGAUGUCGAUCCCUCCAGGAUUUACCACGUCAUAGACCCUGCUGCCACUUUCUGCAGCCCUGCUCUCCAGCCGCCUGAAGGCUCUCUAACCAGACCUCAAUGUGAGAUAAACCCAUUCACUCCUCAAGCAUCUAUGGUAAAAUGGGCUGCAGCACUCACUGAGACAGCCCAGAGCCCCACCUACCUGGAUGCUGAUUGGUUUUCUGUAGCGGCACAGGGCCUUGAUGGACAGCUAACACUGUCCAAUGUGAUGCGAGCAUCAUCUGCUUCUAGGGAACCAAGUGUAAUCCUCAGUGUCUCCAGUAAAACUGCCUCAAUCCGUGCUAGACUUGGGCAGCCCGUUCUUUUAGAUUGUGGGUUCUGGGUAGACCCAUCCUCCCCACUUCAUGGUUCUGGCUUUGCUGUGGAGUGGCGCUACCAGUUCCGGGGUGAAGGGAGGCUGGUUAUAGCCUAUGACGGCAAGACUGAUCGCUUUGCUGACACGUUGGAGACAGGUGCCGAUUUGGACAUCACCUCCCUUUAUAAGUCAGGAAACGCAUCUCUGGUACUGGAAGAGGCUCAAGUAAGGCAUUCUGGGACCUAUAUCUGCACCGUUUACCUACCACACCUUCUGGCUCAGGUGGCCAUGGAACUGGAGAUAGUUGAGCCUCCAUCUCUUGCCAUCUAUCCGUCCCCCCUUCCCCUCUCUGCACCUGGGCAAGUGGUGUCAGUUCACUGUGAGGCUUCUGGAUUUUCGCCUCUUUCUCUGAACCUGGGCUGGGAAUUCACGGGAGCUGAUGGUAAAAGGCGAUCCCUUGGACAAGGCAGUGUGACAGGUCACAGGCAGGCCACUGAUGGUACCUACAGCCAGAGCACUCGUCUAGAGCUGUCUUCCACCAAGCUGGGUCUUGGCCGUGGUGGUGAGGUCACCUGCGUGGCCAAUCACCAAGGAGGAUCUAGACGCGCUAGUGUGACACUGAACAUCAUUGGCGUCAGUGCUCCUUCCAUAGAGGACUCCAUGGCAAUGGUUGCUGUGGCACUUGUUCUGUAUGGUGUGAUAAAGGUUUUUUUCUGGACCUUCAAAUCUACAGUAGAAACCAACAAAUCAGAUCCAAACGAUAAGAAGGACAAAUAAUCAUGAUGCUCAAAAUUCCUGGACAUCCUGAUCUGCAGAUACUGAAUCCUUACACAAAAUUAUUGUCAUAUUCUGUAUUUUUCCCUAAAUGCUGUUACAGCCUCCUGUUCUGUCUUAGAUCUACAGUGCCUGAAGCUCCUUUUAAAUCACUAUUAAAGCACAAUUUGCAAUAUUUUCCAAUUUUGUAGGAUUUACAGUUGUAAGCGGCUAGGUCUACGUUUCAUUAACCACUGCUGUUUUAAGUGUGUUUUCUUCAUUGCAUUUGCUUCAGUUGCUGUCCUGUUUACUGUUUGGUGUUUCUUUAUGACAUUUAAAUACUUAUACAUAGAAAUUCUGUUUUCCCAUUAGUUCAAUUUUAAUUUGCUUUAAUUUAAUUAGAAUUUUUAUGGUUCAGGGUUGUAAAGUACAUUGAGCUGUUCCGGGUCUAACUGCUGUGUAAAUAAUGGUACUGUUCUAGGAUUAUUUACUAUCUUUUCUUUCAUCUGCUCAGCAAAACCCUCAUGAUUGUACACAUUCUAAUUUGACUUGCAUUUACCUGUUCAUUUGGUUUGAAAUGUAUGUGGAUGUGUUCUAUUCUUAACGAAAGCAAAUCUGGUUGUAAUGCACAAAUUCAAAAUAAAAAUAUAUGUACAUAUUUGUGUUAGUCUUUAAUGCUUUUGUGUUAUGUACAACCCCAAUUCCAAUGAAGUUGGCACGUUGUGUAAAACAUAAAUAAAAACAGAAUACGAUGA